This is a messenger RNA of Fusarium verticillioides 7600, 4690 nucleotides long. RefSeq names its product RAN protein kinase. The record is from RefSeq and is a predicted model, not a curated record. Lineage: Eukaryota; Fungi; Ascomycota; Sordariomycetes; Hypocreales; Nectriaceae. The transcript has a single exon. Gene Ontology annotation, molecular function: ATP binding; protein serine/threonine kinase activity. Bases 1507 to 2979 code for a protein of 490 amino acids. Gene Ontology annotation, biological process: autophagosome organization; protein autophosphorylation; autophagy. Gene Ontology annotation, cellular component: cytoplasm; autophagosome.
AGUAACUCCAAGUACACCCCCGUCAAUUCUAGACCUGGCUCUCACUCGCUGUCUCGCCUGCCUUGGAAGGAGUGGAAAGUACAGUAUGAGCAAUCAUCCACCCUCACUAAUCCAACCUGUCCUGUCUUGACUUAUCCCAUGGCCCAUCCAUCCACCAUCCACCGUCCGCCAUCUAUCCAUCCCUCUCCACUUGGUUCCAUCACCGCCUUUCCCUUCUCACUCACCCUCUCUCUUCUCUUGUCUUCUUUCCCCUGCUUUCUUAUCAUCGUCUCUCCACCUCUCUUUCCCUUCAUUUGUACGCUUUCCGCAUCUUCAAAGGCCUUCUUUCUUCUCGAGCUUGCCACUCUUCUCUCACUAUCUCAUCUCUUCUGUCUAUUCAUAUCUAAUCCAACCCAUCCCAACUCUCACCCAUCACACCACAUCAAUCACCGUUCUACUCACCGAACGAAUCCGCCUCGCCUCGCCAUCGCCACCUUAUCUCCCGAAGCAAGCACUCAAUCCCAACGCUUAUCGCGGUGAUUCAUCAACAGCCAACCACUCAAUCACCAAUCGAUCGCACAAAGCUUGAGCUAUACAAUUUACAACGAGAAGAAGAAGCGUCCUUGACUUGUGUUGUCUGCCGCUGCAUUAGACCAAGUCCUUGUUCGCCUAGACUUCCUAUCACGUCGCUCCGUUACCGCAUCCCUUGAGCUGCAUAUCACGAGCCUCGGCCAGCAAUCAAAAGCGGUUUUACAGUCGGACACAUCACAUAGAAAGAUCGCCUUGUGCUGCAUUGAGUCGACGAGGGUUUCCUCAUUGACUUGCGUUUUACUUUCCGGUCUCUCACUCAAUAUCGCAACUCGGCCUAGUUGGCCCUCGUGACUCAACCGUUACCGGCCGAUCAUUAGGAACUCCGCCCCGGGCGAGCUCCGCUCCCCUAUCCCCCGGUGCCAGUCUGACUGGUCCGACACGUCGUUUUAUCGGCAUCGUCGAAUCCGGUUCCCCCUCUGUUAAUACGACUUCACCUGGUCUUGACCAAAACUCAAUUCUCCGGUCGACCUCGUCCCAAGUUGACUUCCAUCACCUCUCAUCGUCAGAGUCAUUCUUUUUUCAAGUUACAAAAAAACGUACCCAUGUUAUUAUAACGAAUUUCAUUUUCCUUGUCUUCAACUUCUUCGGCCACUUCGGUCUUCGCAACUCACCGUCACGACAAUUCGAUAAUCAUUUCUUUUGUUAAGCCUCUAUCGAAUACCCUCAAAUGAGCCUCUGAAUACCAACGAACAACAACACCACUAUCAACAACUCGAAUUUGCUCAACUCUGCUUUCAUCAUUACGACACUGUACAUUGCUCAUAUACCGCGAACAUCAAUUUUCUUGCAUCGGCUCAAGCGUUUCUAAACAGCUUCAACAUCGUUCUCCGGACUUCCUACAUUCCCGGCUAUUGACAAACACCAAAAAAUCGUUUGUACGACUAUUUCCCAUCUUAUUUCUAUUCUUUUUUGAACAUCUUUAUUUCUUCUUUCGCCAUGGAAUGCCUCAAGGACAAGUUCGUUGGCGGUGCCCUUCUCAAGGGACGUUAUCAGACCAUCUCCCCUCUCAACCAUGGAUCUUUCGGUAUGGUAUUUAAGGCCCAGGAUCUUGUAACCAAUGAACCUGUUGCUAUCAAGUGCCUCACCAAGAGAAGUGCCUGCCCAGAUGUCGAUUCCGAUUUCGCUAUCGACGAGAAGUCGGAGGAACAGGCCCUCCACAGCCGCCUCGGAACCCACCGAAACAUCGUCAACCUCAUUGAUUCAUUCGAGACCGAUUCUCACAUCUAUCUCGUUCUCGAGUUUUGUGGUCAGGGCGAUCUUUACGAAGCUAUCCGAAAAGGUCACGGUCCUCUAGAGACGGAGCAUGUUCGUCAAUUCAUGAUCGAGCUCAUCGAUGCCGUUGAUUACAUGCACUCUAAGGGAGUCUACCAUCGCGAUAUCAAGCCCGAGAACAUCUUCCUCACUCAGGAUGGUGCCAUGAAGCUUGGCGAUUUCGGUCUGGCAACUACAGAAAAGUGGUCUUACGAGAUGACUGUUGGCAGUGAUCGUUACAUGGCUCCUGAACAGUUCGACUCGGCCGGCGCCGGUUACUCGCCUGCCGAAGCGGAUAUCUGGGCCAUUGGUAUCUGCCUACUCAACAUCCUCUUCUCUCGCAAUCCUUUCACCACUCCUACCGAGGCUGAUCCCCUCUUCCUCGACUACUCCCGGGACAAGCAGUCCUUGUUCGACGUCUUCCCCUCCAUGUCUCAGGAUACGUAUGAGGUCCUCGUGCAGUGCAUGAACCUUGACCCCAGGCGACGCUCACUGGAGGGUGCCCGUGAAGCUCUGCUCCGCGUUGUCACGUUCACCACCGAUGACGAGGAUGAUGAUGAGUACUGUGGUGCCGAGUCUCCCAACGUGGCCACCGCCAACCGCGAGCCUCUCCGCACCCCUUCAAUCCAGUCCCCUGCCGUCGAUACCGGUGCUUUCCCCUGGGCCAAGGCUCUCCAUGGUACCACUCAUCUUGGUCGUCAACUCAGUGUCAUCCCUGAUGACGAGAGUUACACUGAGGAGCUCUUCCCUAAGUCAGAAGCGACUACCACCGACUGGUGCUCUGCCAACAUGCAGACCCCUAUGUCGUCUGUUUACGACUCUCACUUGGGCGCCUCCAUGAAGUCUAUGGCCAUCAAGCCUACUGCCCGAUUCAAUCGAUCUUCCGCAACUGCUGGCUCCCUCCCAAUCAACAUGGCCAAGCCCAUGCCAGCUAUGUCCAUGGUCUUUGGUCGACGUCAGGAAACUGUCUCUAAGAGCUGGAGUGACAUGUGGGACGAGGAUGAGGAAGAGGAGGAAAUGGAACAACAGCGACAGAUGCUUCAGGAGCUCAAUGCCAGGACUUGGAGCCAGGAGAGUAAGGAGGAGAAGAAGGUAGUGGAGGAGGAGGAGGAGGAGGAGGAGGGACAGGUCACGAAGACCGCCCAUUGUACAGCCUGAACCCGAGCCGGUGUCGCACACUCACGACAUCAAGGGUGAUGUGGAUGAUGACUUGGUCGCUGAUGGCUUCUUCUUCCAGGAAGCCCCAACCCCCAAGCCUCAGCAAAUCACCAUCACUCCUCAUUACUCGCACUCGCCCAUGAGCAAACCGAGAAGUUCUCUGGACAAGUGGGCGGCGUUGGGUGAGCGACGCCGCGGUCAAAGUGCUACUUUGGAUUCUAUUAAGUCGGUGGACUUUUCUAAGCCACGACGACACAAUUUUGGUUUUGGAUACAACAAAUCUUAUGAAGCGGGCGUUUGGGAUCAUUCUAAUUAUCACCACAAAUUUGGGGCCGCUAAAGAACGGUCUAACAGCAAGGAAUGUCCCUGGAACAAGGGCAGAGAUUGGAACUGGCGUCGGGAUCGACGCACCGAUCUUGGAGACGUUGAGUGGGUUGGAGGUUGGUAAACGGGAUUGACUCCCAUCAGCCUUCAAAUGUAGUUUGGCCGUCUUGAGUCCCUGGCGCGAUACUCGAAGAUAUUUCGGGCGUUGCUUGGAUUAUGAUGAGAGCCUCACUCGCUUUCUGUGUAUAGGAUAUUCUAGAAUAAUAAAUACCAGAAGUACCUACUCAAACACUAUCUAUUCGUCUUAGCUAUGUGAAGUCUUUGUUUCGUUUUCCUAUACUAACUUGCCGUUAUACUCAACUGGACGUAUCUCACUUCUCAGUUGUCUAAUGUUCCUAAGCAUAGACACAUAUAGUUUCACUCGAUACUAGGCACAACGUCAUGCCCAGGCUUUGCCUCUUGACCUUGUGCAACUUUGGCUAAAGGCAGCAUGGCAUGAUACCAAUGCACACUCCCAGACCAAGACAGGUUUCCUGCUCCCUAAGCCAUCAACUAGUAGUGACUAACGUGCGGCUACACUCAUGACAAUUCUAAACCAAAAUAGGUAUACGACUCGCAAUCCACCCUCGGACGGCCCGAUCGGCCUGUUUCCUCGGGACUUGUCAAUUCUCCUACCCAUUGUUACCGCUUCUCUCGUUUCCCGGAAGGUCGGAUUGGAUGAGAGCGAACGAAGCCAUGGCGUGACGAAACAAGUUGAGAGAGGGGUCGAAGCUGGGGUAUGGCAUGUCAUGUCAUGGGAGCGGCAGUUGGGGGAUCAGCAGCGGGGUGGAAGAACCGCAGAGAUGAGCUUAGGAGAGACAGGAGACAUUGGCAAGGUGGUCUUGAUUGUACUCGGAUUUUAUGUAUCGAUAAUGAUGGUUAGGUAUGCUCAUUACGUCUCGAGAGACUCAAGUCUCAAGUAUUGUCUGACUAUCAGGAACAUGAGGAGGUUCACUGAUGACGCUGCCACUCACACAAGCCAAGAUACGGAUAAAAAGGAGAUGAGGGUAAAUGGGGAUAUGCACACUGUGGUGCCGUCACGCGUGAUGUAAGUGUGUGAAGUUAAAGCGGUGAAACAUCACAUAUGUAUCUCACAACAAACAGGUCGAGGAUCAAAGGCGCAAUUUGCGUGAGAAAAGUGUUGGUAAAAACAAAUAGAGCUCGGAAGCUCAUUGGUAACGUAUUAUUCAUAGUCCUAUAACCCUUCUCGUAAAGUAAAUGACGAUGCGAUUCCUUUGGGACAUAACACACAAAUGCGUGACAACUCCAGUAGAUGCCUUUCAUACUCAAACGAACACAGUCUAGUCAGCGCCAAUGAGAUGCUUGGGCAAGAAUGUCCAGAUUGUUC